CAAAGGCUGCUGCAUCCUUUCCCGAGGCUUUUAGAGGGAGGAGGGAAGCUUUGCUCUCUAUUGCAUAGAACCUCGGCUGACAAUCUCUGCUGGAAGAUGGGCUGUGGGAACUCCACAGCCUCCAACGGCGGCAGCAGAGGGCCUGCUGGGACUGCCAAAGAUGGAGCCGAAGAAUCAGUAUCAGAAGACGACAAAAGGAGGAAUUAUGGGGGUGUAUAUGUUGGUCUACCCGCUGAGGCUGCUAUCAAGGCUUCCAGUAAAACUAAGUCUGCACCUAAAGGUACUUUUAGAAACUGUGUAUUGUGGAUCCAAUGCAUUUUAAUGGCAGUAUGCUAUAAAAAUUAUGCAAAACUUUAUUUUAACGGACAAGUUCAGCAUAAUUUCUCAGUGCUUUCAUUUCCUGUAUGAAAUCAUUCAACAUUAAAUAAUAUAGGCAGGCUGUUGUAGAAUUAUUUAUGUUCCUGCAAUUUUGGUUCCUAAACACUGUUCAUAAUUCUAGUAGUCCUGAGGCAGUACAUUCUUGAUUCUUGAUCUUGGUCUAUUCUUGCCAGAUCUUCAAAGACUUCCUCAAGUUAUGUUGUUAUAACUUUUUUUCAGGACAGCAUUAUUGUAAUAAUAUGCUUUACCUCAAAAUGCGGAUAAGACAUAUCAAAUGCAAUGUAUAAGCAAAUUUAGCUCUAUAUACAGUCCCAAGUACCUUUUCUUGGAUUGAAAGUGAAUUGAAAAUGCAUUAUUCUGUACUUGCGGAAGGGGCCGGGGUUGCGCCCUUGGAAAAAUGGAUGGGGUAUCCUGCACUCACACCCUUGAAGAACAAAAGGGCAGGGAAUUGAUAUGUUCAUGUAAACAUAUGUCAUAUUAAUUCUUUUGUAAAUGUUUUC
Sphaerodactylus townsendi is the source of this 878-nucleotide messenger RNA. RefSeq names its product linkage group 06 C12orf75 homolog (gene LG06H12orf75). The transcript has 4 exons. NCBI's taxonomy places the organism in Eukaryota, Metazoa, Chordata, Lepidosauria, Squamata, Sphaerodactylidae. The record is from RefSeq and is a predicted model, not a curated record. The coding region runs from base 97 to 408 and encodes 103 amino acids.